AUGCUCCCCCCCGCGCUCUGGCGCGCCAUCAUCUUCUUCGAGGCAGCUCCUGCCUCCCAGGCCUCCCUGGCGACGUACUCGUCGUCACUGGUGCCCUCGGCUCCGGCGGCGCGGCGGCGAGGGAUCGGCGCUCGACGCCCGCACAUGGUGAGCGCAGGAGGAGCGGCCGCGGCGAGUUCGAGGCCGGCCAGCCUGGAGGUGGCUCCCUGGAGCCGCACGCCAUUCGCAGCUGGGCACUUGAGGCUGUGGCUUGCGCCGCCGUCCUGGCACGAGGCCGCUUGCGCGAGCCGCGCGUGGAGGCAGCUGUGGGAGCGCCAGGCGGAGUCGGCGGCGAUGUGGCAGACCGACCUGGACCCGUCGCAGCGGGCGCGGGCGUGGAAGGCGGUCUUCAUGGAUGGCCUGAGCAUCCGAGUCCGAGGCCGUGCAGGACUCGUACCACAGCCUGGGCCUGGCACCGUCCUCGUACGACGACGUGAUCCGGCGCGACCUGGGGCGGACGUUGCCGCAGGAGGCUCUCUUCCGGGACAAGGCCGGCAGGGGCCAAGGAGCUCUUUUCCGGGUCCUCCACGCGCUGGCGGUGCAGCUCUGUGA
This is a messenger RNA of Prorocentrum cordatum, 591 nucleotides long. The record is from the annotation of a GenBank genome assembly. Lineage: Eukaryota; Dinophyceae; Prorocentrales; Prorocentraceae.